Messenger RNA from Blepharisma stoltei, 2122 nucleotides. The record is from the annotation of a GenBank genome assembly. NCBI's taxonomy places the organism in Eukaryota, Ciliophora, Heterotrichea, Heterotrichida, Blepharismidae.
AUGGUAGAACAAAUCAAGAGCCUCGUUAUAAAAUGUGAAAGCAUCAGAAACAUUUCAAUUUCUGAAGAUGCUGUAAAUGAGAUCAAAGAAAUUUAUUCUGUAAGCAAAGAAAUCAGUAAUAAGCUAUAUAAAAAGCUAAUUAGCCUUAUUUGGGAUGUCGGUGAUAUAAUCAUAUAUCAGCAACAGCUUAAAAAAUCAAGGGACUGGAAAAGCUGGUAUGCAGCUGCUGAACAAAUAUAUUUUAUAUCAUUAAUUAUUCUAUUAUUUAAUAUUAUUAAUAAUUAAUAAUUAAAUCAAUAGUAAAGUAUAGAUAAAAUAGAAGGCAAAGAAGAAUGGAAAAAACGAGAACAAAGCCCAUUAUAUGAUUACAGGCUACUACGGCGCAGAUUGAAGCUAAUUCGAAGUCUUCGACAGCAAGACGAUAUUCCAGCCUUAGUCCAUCACCUUCGCUCAGGCCUGCUUCGAGGCUUAGGCGGUAGCUUGAAUUCUACGUUAUAUACCAAGACUCUUGUGGAUACCAAAUAUCUCAUAAUGGAAUACCAAGAUGAAGUUUCUAAUGCCUUACGGCACGUACUGCAUUCUCAAAAAUACCCACUUCUUGACAAGGUCAAGUUUUUCUCAGCAUCCCGCUAUGCGUUUGGAAAAACCGCACUACUUAUGAGUGGUGGCGGAGGAUUAGGAAUUUACCAUUUGGGAGUAGUAAAAGCUCUGUAUGAUCAAGGAUUGAUGCCAAGAAUUUUAUGCGGGACUUCAGCUGGGUCUAUGGUGGCAUCAUUUAUAGGAACCACAAAAUGGGAAGAAAUCCCUAGCUCCCCAUUUGUGAGCGAACAAAACCAUUAGAAAAAUCCCUUUUUUUUGGGUAAAAACCCAUCCUCUGUGUGCGAACAAAAAAUUUUUGAUAUAUAUGUGAUUAUUAGUAUAAUUUCUAGCUAAUUUUGUUUAAUUUUAAACAAAUUGCAUUAUAAAACAUAAAUUUUCAAAUUAAAUUAAUUUUUACGAAUAAAAAUUUUUUUAAAUUUUGAAAAAAAAAAUUUACUAUAAAAAAUUUUUAAAAAAAAAAAUUAACUCCCCUCCAUGAGCGAACAAAAUUGUUUUGUUCGCUCACGGAGGGGAGUGUAAGUGGUUUGAAAAAGGAGCUUUAAAAUAUGGACCUUUUGAAGGGCUAGCUAAAGGAUCUGUGCAGAGAAAAAUUAAAAGACUGUUUAAACAGGGACAUUUGAUGGACAGUAAAACACUUGAAGUGUUUUUGAGGGCAAAUCUAGGAGAAGUGACAUUUGAAGAAGCUUAUGAAGCAACGGGAAUUAUUUUAAAUAUUACUGUCAGCGAAUCAGGAAGCUUUGACGAUUUCCGAUUGCUGAACUAUUUGACAGCUCCUCAUGUCCUCGUAUGAAGCGCUGCUUUAGCGUCUUGUGCAAUUCCAUUUGUAUUUCAAAGUGUAGAGCUAAAAUGCAAAGACCAUAAUGGCCAGACUGUGCCUUUCCAUCCAAGUGGGCUUAAGUUUAUAGAUGGGACAAUCAAAGCUGAUUUGCCGACACAAAAAUUGGCAGAAAUGUUUAAUGUGAAUGCAUUUAUAGUUUCACAGACAAAUCCAUGGGUUUUGCCAUUUUUAACGCCAGAGGACGGAGGCGGCACUUGGGGUGACAGCUUUAAAUUCAAGCUUUUUAAAGCUGUUAAGCGAUUAAUUAUGAUGGAAUUCAGACAUAGGGUCCAGCAGCUAAAUUUACUUGAUUUAAGCAGCACUUUGACAUGGUUUUUAAGCAUUUUUACCCAGGAAUAUAGAGGGCAUGUCACAAUCUGGCCUAUUCCUUCUUUAAAAGACUAUGUAAAUAUCUUAUCAAACCCUACUGAUGAAGAUAUCCAAAGAUGCAUUAGAAAAGGCCAAUUGAGAACUUUUCCCAAAAUAAAUAUGCUGAAAUCGAUCAUGGCGAUUGAAAAAACUUUUGAGUCUUGCUACCAUGAGCUGAGGGAUAGAGUUCACUCCCAAGAGAAAAGAAAGUUCUCAAUGGAUGGGCAGCCAGAUGAAAUUAUUCUUAAAGAAAGCUUGUAUCAGACUGAACUAGAUAUUAUCCCUGAUAUCAAGAAUAAAUUUGAGAAUCAAGAAGUCAUUGUAGAUGCUCUAUAA